Messenger RNA from Colletotrichum scovillei, 930 nucleotides. RefSeq lists its product as uncharacterized. Bases 601 to 855 code for a protein of 84 amino acids. Lineage: Eukaryota; Fungi; Ascomycota; Sordariomycetes; Glomerellales; Glomerellaceae. The transcript has 2 exons. The record is from RefSeq and is a predicted model, not a curated record.
UCCCUUUUUUAAAUAAAACGGUCAAUCGCCUGUUUUGCGCGUUGGCUGUGGCUUCGGUUCAAGGUGCGAUUUGCUUCCGUCUCUUGCACACACCUACAAGGCAACGUCAACUCGACUUAGACUACAUACAACAAGACCUUCGUUUCCUGUCAACCACGGACGAGUUAAACGAGAUUCUUCUUUGGAUAGAACCUCGCGCCAGAAUUUUGCAAAGUCUAUCGGUCGAAGACGUACACACGACAUUUCCGCCUUUGUAAUCCUUAAUCGCACACGCGCGCGCGCAGAAGCAAUGUCGUCCCAGAUCGAGUACAAUCAGAUGCCAAGAGAGCCUGCGCCAGCCGUGCUCUCGGAGCACAAGAUCAGCUCUCAGCAACCUGUAUGUUCGCUCCCCUUCAGCCAUCUCCAUACUUACCAUGUUGGAUUUUGGGCUUCCCCUCUUCUCUGGUGAUUGUCGGUGUCGCAUCGAUUCGAAUCAGCCAAACCUCGCAAAAGGAACAAGACCUCUCCCAAAACCCGAGCUAACCGAAGACUUCGAAUUCUAUUAGGGCCCGAAUCAGCCGAUGACGAUGGAUCAAUCAGCGAACCUGCGAGGCGGCGGCGAUGGCGGAGCUGUCUGCUGCGGUCUCUGCGCCGGUCUUUGCUGCUACGAAUGCUGCGAGUGCUGUUGCUGCUGCUGUUAAGUCGGACCGCAACGUCACAACGUCCAUGGCACUUUGGAGUGUCGUUUCCACAGAGGUACACAUCCGGACCAUGGUCAAAGUAGUGGACGUUCCGCGCGUCGUUUUUCCCGCUUUCCGUAUAGACCGAAUAUCGUUUCGAGAUGGGAGGGUGUAUCGUAGACCGACCAAGAUCUGAACUACCCUCGUUGGAAAUUCACGAGAGUUCGAUAUCAGAGGGGUGGCUCGUAACGAAGGAGUGAUUGAAUAGGCG